Molecule: messenger RNA, 1356 nt
Organism: Diatraea saccharalis (sugarcane borer)
Lineage: Eukaryota; Metazoa; Arthropoda; Insecta; Lepidoptera; Crambidae
Source: the annotation of a GenBank genome assembly
GUGACGUUGAUAUGACACUGACAUUUUAUGUUUCUCAAGUUUUCAUUUGCUUUUCACUUUUCGUAACAAUUACUAAAUCGAGGCAGAAAUUGAAUUAGAAUCCGAAAUAUUAAAGCCUUAAAAAUAAAUAUCAACAAAAUGGAGAAGUGUAACCAAACGGCAGCUAAUACUAACGAAAAGGUGCCUUUUGAUCCUGGUUGGAACGACCCACCAACGUUUUCCUUCAAUGCACAACAAACUACUCCAAAUAAGCCAAGGAACUUCUUGAAUAAAAGGGUUGCAUUUCCUUUAUCGGGCAGUAGCCCCAGUCCGGCACCUCCACCCUCUGUAAAUCUGCCUCCCUUACCAAUGACUACACCAAUCCUUCCACCCAUGCAUACAAACCCAAAAAUCAUUAAUCAACCUGAAAAUGAUACAGAAAUCGACAGUGAAGGUACUCUACAGGAAGUGAAAGGCAUAUUGAUUAUGUUCUUGGACAAAAGCAGUGAGUUAGGACCUAAAUCUAAUGAUAUAAAAAGGAGAAUUAAUAUGAUGGAAGAAAUGUGGGCAAGCGGAAAACUGAAUAAUAAAAUACAUUUCUUAAUGAGAGAACUAGCUUAUGCUCUCCGAGAUGACCAGCCAAGUAAAGCAGAUGAUAUUCAUCGCACCCUCAUGGUGGAUCAUGUAAACGCAGUAGGCUCAUGGAUGCCUGGAGUCAAACAAUUAGUCCACCAUUGUAUAGCUCGAUCAGAACUAUUGUCCUUAGAUAAGGAAUAAUCUAUUUAGUCAUGAUAAUAGGAGACUAUUUGUAUAUAUAUAGGAUUAACUUUAAGAAAAAAUUGUGAUUUUAUUUUAUAUAUUUUUAUUUAUUUUUUUUUGCUUAUAUCAUUAUAUUGCCAUAAAACAUACCUUGACUGUGUUAUAAAAGUUGUAAAUAAAUACAAAUAUGGUAUUAACAUCAUGUCAUUUAAUCAAAUUGUUAUCAUUAUUCUAUAACAAAACACUCCGGCUUAUUUACAGUGAUUUAAUGUUGAAGGUGGAACUAAUACUGUACAAAAACCUAGAAAAGUAAUGACAGAUAUAUUAAUUUUAGCAUUACUAUAAAUUCAAAUGCCACGUUUGAUGGGUUUAGGUGCGACUGUCACACGAACAGGUCGACAUAACUCUACAAGUUGUGCAGGCUCCCGGCCAGCACCUUCUUCGACGGCCAGACACACUGACAUGUCAACGCCGCAUGGCUCUGUCCAUACACCGUGCGAUAUUAACACCUUUGUUAAUAAUCGUACAUUCUGUGUGCCAUCUUCAUCUGUAUAAGAAUAAAAUUUAACCAUUACAAACGUUUGAAUGACAAUAAUAUCACUAUAAAGUUACUCAACA